AAAGUAGUUAAAGGUAGUAAACAUCAAUUGUAUUAGAUACACAAAUUUCAAAACUAUAGUUUUUGUUUUUUUUUUAAAUGGAAUAGAAAUAUGUAUAGUAUUGUUUUCUAUAAUAUCUCAACUUGUAUUGGAGAUAGUUUAUUAAUGAUCAGAUGAAAUAUCUUUCAAAAGUAUUGUAACAUUUAUAAUUGAGAUGGCCAAAUGGAGAAUUAUAGGUUUUUUUCUCUGUGCACCCAUUUAUGUGUGUGUAAACUCUCUUUGCGUGCGUGUGCGUGUGUGCGAGAGAGAAUCCUGACUCUUGCUAUCCUCACCACCAUCACCAUUGAAAGCGAAGUACUCGAUCCGCCCCUCGAUAAUCGAUAUUUACUAACCCACCCACUAACGCUCAUCGAUCGCUCGCCCUCUCUCUUUCUCUCAUGCUCUCACUCUCUCGCUCUAACAACGUACUAAUCCGAAAACGUAGUGUAUGAACCUACAUAUGUGUAACCUAAUAUAUAACCCAUAUAUCAUUGAUGUGUAAGCGAAUGCCAGACCUCUUUCUCUGAACUCAACUAAAACUGAACUCAAAUAUCGCCUGCUCGCUCGUUCGCUAAGUCUAUCCCACUCCCACUCUCUGCUCCAGAUCUGUGCCUAUUGACCCCCCCUUCCCCACACACACUCUUUCUCUCUCUCUCUCUCUACAGUUAAGUCUCAAUAAGUUUUCUUGUAAAACUUUUGCUAGUCUUCCGAACCAACCCCUUUCUUCGCAUUACUUAACUCAUUUAUUAAGUGUGGAAAAGCGUUUGAUGGGAUUUUGCAUUUAUUAGACAUACAUACGCAUAAGAUAUGUACGCGUGGUCAUGCAGUGGGAGGUGCCACUGUAGCCCAGCGAAAUGAAGGAAUGAGGUGUCUUGGCUGGGUAUAGGUUUUACCACUUUCUGUUCUAGUUUCGGUUCAUUUUUGGCAAAGGGCAACUUAAAAAGUUUGUCCUAGCUAAACAAGUUGAUGCCAACAGACACACACACUUACAGACACUCGCACACCCUCUUAAGCACACACACACACUCGGGCAAACACACACAUGCUUAUAUGUAAGGGUGUAAGAGGAACUUUUGCUUGAAAAAUCUCAGCAAACAGCCAAAGUUAAAGUGGCUUUUGGCAGUGUGCGUUUGAAUCGAUAUGUUUAAGCUGCUGACUGCAAUGUAGGCGAACUUUUGACACAAAUACACCAACACACACACUCACACAGAAAGAAGCUACAGUGACGUAGUCAGUGGGUUUGAAAACCCUCUUUCAUAAAUUACUGUAUUCUUACCAUCCAUCAAGUUUGUUAUGUAGUGAUUGACAACUGUUGCCAACUGUUUCUUCUCAACUUAAUUUAACGAAUAUUGCCUUUUACGACUAAAAAAGUGAAUUCAAGGAACUUUGUAAUUAGUCCUUGUAAUUAAUCCCCUUGAAAAAGCCAUCGUACGCCACUGGCAGGGGCACCACAUUGCGCCUAUGCAUAUGCCAAUGCCACAAAGUACGCCAACCACCCAGAUUCUCUUUGGCAUUGUGCAUGGCAAAUGGGAAAUUGCCUUCUGACUGACAACUUACAAAGAAUUUGAAUUUAGAAAAUUGCAAAUUUAUGUAGAAGCCAAGUGAACAACACACAACACACUCAUUGGUAGCCUAGAAUUUAUGCACCCUCCAGGUCCGAUUGGAUGUCACCAUCUAGUUUUAUCCUCGUUUUUUUGUCUUUUUUUUUUGUUUUUUUUUUUGGCCAACGAAAUGGCAUGCACUUGGCAGCGGGCACAGUGAGGCCUGCUAUAUAUAGAAACCUUGCCAGAGCCUGCUUCCGUAUGUUUCCCUAGUCGUAUGCUUAAGUAAGUCCCUUACAAGCAACUUUGAUUCGCAAUCAAAUUCAUUUGUUCGAUUCCGGCAAUUGUGUUUUGAUUUGCAAGCACUUGAAAUGCGGCUCACAUCCGGUGGCGUCGUCCGAUAUUUUCGUAUUUUCGUCUUUAUUGCAUUGUCAGCAGCCCAAGUUGCUCAUUAACUUGGAUGACCCAAAUAAUUGGGGUAUUAGCCAUGGCUAAUAAGCCAUCUACACGCUCGCGCUGGGUGUCGAAAAAAAAAGGAGAAAUUGUAGUCGGGAAGUUUACGAGCAGGAGUUUGGUUUAAGUGCCACUGAAAUGUCUCUUGGUGGGUUUAAAAUUUUUGUACAGCAAUUUUAUGUGAGUUUUUAUCAAGUCAUUCGCGAGAAUAAUUUUCAUUCUUUUACGCAAUUUAUUGCUGAAAAAUCAUACUGAUUGGAAAAAAGAAUGCGAGUUUUAUGUUUUACUUGAAAUUUAUAUUGCCUAUGCAUAAGAGUUAAUAGGUGGAGCUCAAACUACUUAAAUAAAACAACUCAAUCCAGAAAAUAGUUAUAACUACAAAAUAUCACAAGUAAACACCUUUAAAUUCAUUGACCUUAUAAAAAGUUAAAGAGCAUCAUUUCCAACUUGAUUUAUGUAUAUUACAACUUUCUGUCCACAAUUACUUUGAGCGCAUCCUUAGAUUUCCGUGACAUCCUGACACGUUUUAAAAUCCAGCUGGCUGGCGAAAAGUGUAGCAUACUUUUGUGGGGUGCCAAGUGUCCCAAGGCGGUUAUAAAUUUAUCCCCAUCAGGCAUAAGGCAUCAGGGGUGAAGAAAGAGAGGUGGGCAGCUGGAGAACGUUUGGCCAAAUGACUCGACGCAAUUUUUCAAUUGUUAUUUCAUCCGCCAUGUGCGCCCAGUCAGUCAAGUGGCGAACCGAACGCAAUGGUUUAGCAUUCCGGACGGUCACGGCCUGCGGCCAGCGGGUUGAUGGCCACAAAAACCGAUAACCGGGAACCGAAAGCCAAACCAGAGAUGAAAAGCAGAACCAGGGAACUCAGAUCCGAGAAUCGUGGCGAAGGCGUUAAUUGAAAUCCGGCUUAGGAGCCGAAUCGCCGGUUAACCCGAGGCGGCCCCAAAUCGGACAUCAUGCAGCCAUUAAACAAUAACACUUUUGCCAACCACAUAUGGGUUAACAAACACACACACACACACACGGGGGCGUUGAACAAACAGGAGAGUCCUUUAACAUUUCGCUGGAUGAUUUGUUGUGCAAUAAAGAAUGCCAUUUAAUACCGGGCCCAGCUCUUUAACCUUUUCGAACCAGAUUACCAACCCGAAACACAUCGACUCGAAUGGAAUCGAAUCGAAACGAAUCCAGUCGAGAAACGGGGAAUUGGCAAGCGCCAAAACUAACAAGCUCAUUCGCAAUUUAUAUUAAAUCGAAAGUCCACAAAUGGUUCAGCUGACCCCAAAAACAACAAUGGGGUCAUCCGCAGAUAUACGCACACACGUACACGCAUUUCUACACAUACAUUCAGUGGCCCAUUAAACGGGGGUUUUUUGGCUUUUGGGGCUACAAAUAAAUGAGUCUAUUGAUUAAAUGCUAGAAAUGUAAUUCAAACAGAAAAUAUGAUAUAUCAGUAGGUUUUCAAUCAUUAGGAAGGUAUUUAUUAUUGAGAAUCAACUUUUAAGUGGGGAGCUAGCCAUGUAAUAUCUAAGAACCCCUUUUUCUGCGGACGCCACUGUGUGUAGGUAUUAUAUUUAGUAUAUAGCGACUAUAGAGCGGUGUAAUCUUAUCGUGCAGCAAGCCUUUUUCCGCUUGGCUUGGGAUGGACAGUGAUGGGUUAAAAGGGGGCCCGUAUCACCCAGAUCCAUGCAUAUGUAUAUGUGUGUGUGUGUGUGUGUGUGUGUGCCUCCAUAUCUGUUUGUGUUCAGCGUCUCUCUCACCCACUCCAGCCCUCUCGCUCACUCCCUCUCUAUGUCUCUGUCUCUGACUCUAUCUCUGUCUCUGUCUCUUGGACUUUUUGCCAAUCUAUUUCUAUCGAGUUCUCUUUACUAUUGCCUCCUCGAAAACAUUACAAUACAAAAUAAAUACAAAACGAUAAUAUGUUAAACAACAACCCAAAAAAAAAAUAAAGAACAAAAAUAAAAGUACAAAAGAAACAGCAAGAAACAAAAAGAAAAUGAAAUACUUUCAAAACUCGUUUAGGAAAUCGCGUAUCGGAGAUGGAGCUUCAGAUCCAGAUUCCGAUUGGUAAGUUUAUUCUCUUGCGUUCCUUAUGAUUUCUCGGUUUUGUCUCUGCACACCAAUACGCAAACACCAAAUACAUACACAUAGACACAGAUGACACGCACACUUACACUUACACAUGCACUUACACACGCAUAGCUUUGUUCUGCUUUUGAUUUGAUUAUGAUUGUGAUUAUGAUGAUGAUGGUCAUGCUGUUAUUGAUGAUGAUAAUGACGAUGAUCGGCAUGUGCGCGCUUUGCAUUUGAAUAGGCCGCAAAAACAGCAAGACAUACAUAUAAAGCAUAUAGAAGUAACUCCAUACAUAUAGAGAACAUAUAAACAAUAGAGUAGGGUUUUGGCGUUUUGCGACCUGCGGAGUUUCCAAAACCGCAGCUCCACUACAACACCACCACCACCACCACCACCACACAGACUUUUGGGCCAAAGAUCCGACAGCAGUAACACCCUGUAAAAAGCCACAACACUUUGUAGGGCGAAUAUACACCCACCCAGCCAACCACCCAAUGAACCGACACACUUAGACACACCUAUACACCCACACCUAUACUCCUACACUGACGGCAACCACACCUAUAGCUAUCAUUGUUUUCCUUUGAUUUGUCUUUUGUUUAGCUAACUGCAUUGCUACCAAAUCGCUUUCGUUUUUCGUACCUCAUCGUGUACCACACGACGUAUGCGUAAUAAUUUAGCCACCGCUGUAAAUAGACCAAUGAAACUAGCUAAAACAAAAUAAACAAAAAAAAAAUCGAAAAAGAAAAUGAAAAUUCGAAAUUAAAACCAAGCAAGCCCUAAACGAUAACAAAAAUAAAAUACCAAACAAAAUACAAUACAUUUAUCCCGUAGCCUGGCAUUUGAUAUGCUGAAUGCGAAUAAUAAUUGUGCAUAAAUUAAGCCCAACCAAAAACAAUUAACGCAUCAGCAACAUCCCCAAUAUCGAACUGUACAUAAGCAAUGUAUAUAUAUAUAUGUAUAUAUAGCCACAUCCAUUGUGUACAUCAUGCAAAUAAACACCUAGUACUAGAUGCUAUAGCAGAACAGACGAUUGAAUGGCGACCCUGAGCGGCUUGAGCAAAAGUUUAAAGUGGACACGAUCGAACCAGCGCUGGAUGAAGCUACGCACCACCGUGCAGAUCUCAUCGGCGAUACAGAAGAAACCACCUCUCAAGCGCGAAGACUCCUUCCUAAAGCGUUUCUCGACUAGACAGAUACCCGAAACACAGGAAACUGUUGAAGAUACGGGUUCAGAAAGUGCCUCUGGUGACGUCGACAAGAGUGUGAAACGACGACGACGCUAUCUGCAGAAACGACGAUCCGUUGUUAAUCCAGAUGAAAAUUUUUACUUCUAUUGGUUAAUGAUGUUAACUGUAUGUGUUCUAUAUAAUCUAUGGACCCUAAUUGUGAGGCAGAGCUUUCCUGAACUGCAGCAAUCUGUGCCCACGUUUUGGCUCAUCUGCGAUUCGAUGACAGAUGUUGUAUUUAUCUUAGAUAUAAUAGUUCAAUUACGCACAGGCUAUCUGGAGCAGGGCCUAAUGGUAUACGACGACAGGAAGCUGGCCUGUCACUAUGUUCACUCGCGCGACUUUAUCUUCGAUAUGAUAGCGCUGAUACCAUUGGAUCUGCUGCAGCUCAAGAUGGGCACACAUCCGCUCUUGCGUUUUACGCGCUUUUUUAAAGUUUAUCGAUCUGUGAGAUUUUAUUACAUCGUAGAAAGUAGAACAGUUUGGCCAAAUUUAUGGCGCGUUGUUAACCUAAUUCAUAUCCUGUUAAUACUGGCACACUGGUUCGGUUGUUUCUAUUUUUUACUCUCCGAGGCGGAGGGCUUUCAGGGCGACUGGGUGUAUCCGUAUCGACCCGGGGACUACGCCACCCUGACGCGAAAGUAUCUGGGCAGCCUGUACUGGUCGACCCUGACACUGACGACCAUUGGGGAUCUGCCCACGCCCGAAACGAAUGCAGAACCGAACUUUUCGGUGGACGGCCCACGAUCAAUUCCGCGGCGUGGCAUUAAAUCGCGCCUACUUCAAUUUGGCUCUAGUUAUGGAUAUAUUUUUACGAUCGUUAGCUAUUUGAUUGGUGUUUUUAUCUUCGCCACCAUUGUGGGCCAAGUGGGCAAUGUGAUAACGAACCGAAAUGCGAAUCGCCUGGAGUUCGAGCGCCUGCUGGAUGGGGCCAAGACCUAUAUGCGGCACCACAAGGUGCCCGGAGGGAUGAAGCGUCGCGUGCUGCGGUGGUACGACUACAGUUGGUCCCGCGGCAGGAUACAGGGUGGCGGUGACAUCAAUACCGCACUGGGGCUCCUGCCCGACAAGCUGAAAACCGAAUUGGCCUUACAUGUCAACCUGAGCGUGCUGAAGAAGGUGACCAUAUUCCAAGAGUGCCAGCCCGAGUUCCUUCACGAUCUCGUGCUCAAGAUGAAGGCCUACAUCUUCACGCCGGGCGACUCCAUUUGCCGCAAGGGCGAGGUGGCCCGCGAGAUGUUCAUCAUUGCCGAUGGCAUCCUGGAGGUGCUGAGCGAGACGGGCAAGGUUCUAACCACCAUGAAGGCUGGCGAUUUUUUUGGCGAGAUCGGCAUCCUCAAUCUGGACGGGCUGAACAAACGCACAGCGGAUGUGCGCUCCGUGGGCUAUUCGGAGCUCUUCUCCCUGUCCCGCGAGGAUGUCCUGGCAGCCAUGAAGGACUACCCCGAUGCCCAGGAGAUCCUGCAGACCCUCGGCCGCAAGCGGCUGAUGGAGGUGCGCUGCGUGAACAAGAAGUAUGCCAAGGCGCAGAGCGACAAGGAGGCGGCCGCCUAUGCGGCAGCACAUCCUCAUCACCACCAGAGCCACCACCAGGGUCAGGUGCACCAGAGUGACAGCAGCGAGAACAGUGCCUCCAAGAAGAUCGUGGACAAGCUGAAGCACGACGUCAAGGGAUUCCGCAACGUGCUGAAAAAGUCCAGGACCUCGCGCAAAAGCGAUGAAUCCCUGGAGAUGCAGCCGCUGCACAACACCUCGCCGCGCGGCAGCAAGAUCCUGCUGAAGCGCAUGUCGCGCGUUCGAUCGGACGAAAAGGAUGCGGAUAGUGCCGAGGCCAAGGACGAGUUGCACGACAAAACGCCCAGUCCGAUUGGGGCGGGACUGCCCCUGCUGCAGCGCCUCCGGCUCCUCAAGGAGAAGCAGGAUCGCGAAGAGCGAGCUGUUAAGUCCACACCACCACAGAAAUCUCCACCUCACUCACAUGUAACGUGUACGUUAUCGCCGCAGGAAUCGAUCCAGGAGGAGCCCGAACGCGAAUUCAGCGAAGGCUUUCCCCUGAUCCAGCGACUCCAGCAGUUGAAAAUUAAGAACGAGCCGCAGGCAAACGCCGCCGAACCCGGCGUCGUCAUGGUCAACACGCCGCCCAACAUCAGCAGCAAAAUAGAUUCGCAUUUCGGUGCCGGCCAGGCGGGUGGAUCGCAUCCCGGCUCGAAUGGUGGAGCCAUCUCGGGCAUCUCGGCACCGGGACAAUCGCUGACGGUGGCCCAGAUCAAGCCCAUCAUGAAGGUGUCCUUCAAGCAGAAGAUCCAGCAGCUGCAGGCCGGCGGCGGAGGAGCCAGCAGUUCUCCGGGUCCAAGCACGGGAGCCAUUGCCAAAAAGGAGCCACCCAAAUCACUGGCUCUGGUGGCCAAGCAUGCCACAUCCGAGGAUCCCGUCGUCGCAGCUGGACUGGAUUUGGGAUUGGGGUCUGGUUCUGGCAUUGCCACCAUAUCGAAAAGGAUAGUGAAACCGCAAAGUCAUCGGGUGGCCACGCCGCUGCAAUCCGACACGGACACCGAUGGCACGCCCAUCAAGCCAUGGUCCAAGCUGAAACUGGCCACCCUAAUGUCCUCGAGCUACACGAGCUUAACCAACUGUUCGCCGGAUGAUCUGGCCUCACCGCUGAAAAACUACUCGCUGAGCAACAUACCGCAGCAGAUGGAGACGCAUCCGCGACCACGUCACCGUAGCGCCAGAAGUAGUUCGAGAUCGCCGCGUCAUGGACACCAUCAUCACCAUCAUCAUGGCCAUCACCAGCAGGGUCAGAUUCAGGGGCCAAGCUCUGCGAGCACCAACGGCUCCUCAACCAGUCAGGUGAACCAGGUGACGGCCAGCGCGAGGAGGGAUUACCUGCGUCUCCAGAAGCCGGAGCAGCAUUUGCCCGAUGGCGAACUGACCGAACUGGGCGGCAAUGGACGGCGGAAGCUUUACCAGAGCGUGUUCGAUCUCUCGCCGGAAUACUGCGGACUGCCGUUCGUCAAGCGAUUGAAGAUCCUGAAUGAGCGCCAGAAGCUGGCGGAACUGGAGCGGGCGCUGCAAACCCGUAGCUUUAGCCUGGACUGCUCCAAAUCCGGGCCGGAUAGCAAGGUGCCCAUCACGGAGUCAUUGUAUCGUUGCUAUAGCGACACCUCCGGCAUCUAUUCGCAGUUCCUCAGCACGUACGAGUCCACCACCAGUUCCACCUCGAUAUCCACUAAUACUUCCGCCUCUGCAUCGGCAUCGGCAUCCGCCUCCGCUUCCGCAUCCGCAUCCGCAUCGGAUAGCAACUCCAGGCAGUUGCAGUACGUGCCCCUGCCACUCAGUCCCGAAUCGAAUGAGACCAUGGAGCGGCGCAAGCUGAAGAGCAUACUCAAGAAACUCCAGAUGGGCGGUGGUCAGCAGGAGGAGGCGGGGGCGGGAAUGGUAACGGGAGCGGGGUCAAAGGUCAAGUCCAGUGCCAGCCAAAAGGGGCAAGGCCUGCCGGCGGAGCCGACCUUGGAAGGCCCGCCCGCCAGUGCCAAGGAGGAGGAAUCUCCCUUCGGCGGUGCUGCGGCGCUCGGUUCGGUGAAUAAUGGUUGCGGUAACGGUAACGGUAGUGGUAACGGUAACGGUACGGUUAACGAUAGCAGUGCUAAUACGAGUUCGCAUCCGAGUAAAAACAACAACGGCAACAGUGCGUAUACGUGUCAUCCAGCACCGGCGGUGGCAUUUCCGUUUCCGGUACCCAUUGCACCAGCUCAUUCCGGCUCAGUUCCACUUCCAUUGGAGCCCGGAGCUCCGUCGAAUGUCUGGUCGCCGACGUUGACGUUGGUAACGCCCACGAAUUCGCCGCAGGAGAGCUUCGCGUUUCCCGCCCAACUGCAUGGGGAGUUGGGCGGACGCGGAAUCGUUGGUGGCGUUGGCAGCGGCUCAGCGUCGCUGUUGCCAGCGGGAGCGGGAGCGGGCGCAACUGCAUCCGCAUCCGCAUCCACAUCCACAUCCACGUCCGCCUCCUAUGUCGUCGAGUGUUCAGCGUCGUCGAAUCAGAUUCUCCAUGCCCAGUCCACCACUGAUUUGAAUUUGAAUUUGCAGCUCAGGCAGAACACGACCAGUGCGAUGGGUGGAACGGGUCCAGGGCAGCGGAUCGAAGGCUUCCCGGAGGCACAGGACUACUUCAAUCAGAUCCUGAACGGCAUCAACCAUGUGAUCAAGACGCACAUGAACGAGAUGCACUCCAAGUUCGAGACGCAAUUCUCCAGCAUGGCUGGUGAGGUGCGGCGCCGCGACGCCAUCAUUGCCCAGCUGCAGCUCAAGCUGCGCUCCAUAGAGGGCAAGUCCACGGCGCCAGCGGCAUCCUCAUCCUUAUCCUCCUCCGCCAUGGUACUGCCCAUCAGCCGGCGCCAGAAGAAGAUGCCCCAGCUGUCGGUGGACGACGAUGAGCCGCCGGAGGAGGAGGACAACAGCAGUUCGGGAUCUUCAGCGGAACUUUUGUUUAUGCGAGGAGACUCCCUGGACACGGUGUUCACCUCAUCGCCGCCCAUUCAAGGCGGCAGGCGCAGCAUAUCGCCGGGUCCCAGUCGUCAUCAUGCGGCCUCGGCGAACGCACUCAACUGUCCGAGCAGCUACUAUGGAGGACCCGGCUCCCUGAGCUCCCGCCACGCCCAGAGCCACCCCAGCUUCUAUUCCGGCCAGGGCAAUGGACGCAGCAGCGGGCGCAGCAGUGGCUAUCGCGAGUGGAGCGACGCACCGGAGACUGAACACCUGGGCAGCAGGAGCGGGAGCGGAACGAGCGGUGCCGUCAUGGUGGCGGAUGUCACGGGCAAUCUGGCCCGUCUGUCGGACAGCGUGAUCCUCGACAUUGGCGAGAGCUCCAGUUCAAGCUCCUCGUCCAGCAAGAUAAACAUGGCCGAUGUGGACGACGAGGAGGAGGAUCCGCGGGGACGAGAUGCCCGAAACGUGGAGGACAUGGAUGACGGCGGAGGUGGUGUGGCGAGCCACAACGACUGGGAGGUGCAGAUGCUGGCCGCCGAGAUGGAGCGGCAGGAACGGAAGCGUGGUCACUCCCUAUCCGACAAUCUGGGCGACCUGAAGCACUGCAGCACGUUUCUGCGGCGACGCCGGAAGUUCAGCGACACGGAAACGGAAUUUAGUGAGACGGAAAUGGAGGAGCAGUUGGCCAGAUCGGCCAGCGGCUCCAUGGAGCCCAGCGGAUCCGCACCAUCUAGCUCUGGAGCCGGUGGCUCCACAUCUGCGGGACACCAAAGCGGCAGCCAGCGACCGCGGGCCUCCAGUCUGGAUCAGUUCAAUCUGCGCUACGGCAUCGGACGCGGAAUCUUUAAAGCAAUGAGCAUCGACCGUGAUAAAGACAAGCUUUGAGAACUAUAAUUGCGACCAAAUCUAACCCGAUCCCGAUCCUGGUCCCCAUCCUGUUCCGAGUUCCGAUUCCCAACCCCAACGCGGCCAGAAGCACGUUCAACCGCAGACAACCAAUAAGCAAUGGAAUUUGGACAGUAUUACAAGACAUGGUACAAGAACUAGGUAUAUGUAUAUGAUAUACAAAACUAAGAAGAUGUCAGGACAUAUAGAUCUAUAUUCUAUAUAUGUUUAGCCCUAACGAAAACCCCCCAGCAGAAGAAUCGAUAUAUACACAUAUAAAGUAAAACCCCAUUGAGAUUUAUAUAUAUAUAUACAUAUAUAUAUAUAUAAAACAUGUAGAUUUAACGGAAACAACAACUACUAAGAACCGAGAAACAAAACACACAAAUAGCCAGAGAGUGUUCCCACCCCGGUUCCAAUUACUAUUCAUUUCGCUUUUCUUGAUCCCUUUUGGUAUAUUCUUGCAAAAUGGUAAUAUUUUAACACUAGGUUAGAUUUAUCCGGUGCAUAAAUAUUAUUAUUUCGUUUUAGUUACAUGCUAUUUACAAUAAUAUUUCCUUAAGUACUUAUUUUCCUUAUAAAGUCACUUUUAAAGAUAAAUACAUUUUAACCAGAGCCUAAGUCGUUUAAUAUCAUAUCUUUUUCUAUUUUUUUAAUUGCUCUAUCAUUAUGCAAGUGUACUUGAGGGUCUUUUAAUAUUUUCUUAGAUUUUGUUUCAAAAAAAUUGCCAAAUUUGUGUGACCCUGUGAGAGAGUGUAUGUGCGUAGAAGAUAAUUCCCACAUUAAAACCGUCCUGAAAAACGUCCAUGCCACGAUGCGCAUGUUUGUUCAUUUUGUAUGUAUCUCUGAAACUGUAACCGCAAAUAUGAUGAAAAUCGGCAUUUGUAUCUACAUCCCUAUCAUCUCGAUCCGAACCCAAAUCGGUAUAUUGAUCAGUUGCUCGUUUAGUUCGUGGACGGCGGGGGCCUGGGCCUCUCUACAGAUGUAUAUACCUCUUAUUGUUAGAGACUAUGGAACAUAUAUAUACAUAUAUAUUUUAAGUACGUACAUAUAUACACAGAAUUAUACAUAGUUAUAUAUCUAUAUAUGAACUAGUCUAAUGAAAACCGAAAGCUUUAAUAACUUAUAUAAAAAACUAUUUAAGAAACAUUUUAAAUACUAAUCGAUUCGGACAAAUGUUUUGAAAUAGAACAGGCCAAACCCAUUUUCAACACAACUAAAUAAAAAAAAAAGGGAAAUUGAAAUGAAAAUGAAAUUGAAAACAAACACACUAAACACAUACAUAAGGCAUACACCUGCAUACGAAUAUCUAAAUAUAGAGCCUAUAAUAUGCAUAGAUUAGCGAUUUACUUGUUGAACACCCUCGGUUAAGCCUAUCGAAGCGUUAGUCAGACCUAUCGAAAAACUUAGACUAGCUCUAUAAACCUUAAGCCUCCAAAGUCCCAGCAUCCAUUCGGUUUUGUUCACCUGAUUCCUUGCUUGUCCUUCUAACCCUUGACCUCUGACCUUCACCUCAUCCUCCAAUUCUAACUAGAGAAACUAUCUCGCCAUAAGAAAGGCAACUCUAGCACUUAAGUAGCUUAGUGCAGUUCAAGAUCUAUUUCGAAACCGAAUCGAGUCUGUCGCACCGCCGCCGAAAACAAAAAUGUAUCUCAAGACUAUGUAGGCAGGAAGCACGAUUAUUGAUUGUUGCUUUUUCACUUUUGAUUUCUAUUGUUGCUCCGAACUAAUCGCUUAACUAAGGACAGUUACUAGCCAGGCCCUAGACGCACUCAGACGGUAGAGUCCGUAGAGAAAAGUUAGACAACCAACUCUAGAGUUUCGUAGUUUCAACUAGCCACAAAAAAGGAUGUUAGGCUGUACUCAAGCCACUUACUAUCGCUCUGGCUACUUCGGCUAUCGAUAACUAUCGUACUGUACUAAGCGCACUAACCUACACACACGAUCACAAUACAAACACACCCACACUUUUCAAAUUAAAAAGUCAAAGUUAGUAUUAGAUAUUACAUCUAUUCAAGUAUCUUGAAAAAGUGUUCCUACCUUCUGUGGUAGGAACAGAUUUAAAUUUAUGCAAAUUUUAACGAGUAAGCAAUAUUUAUCGAUGACUUUCCUCAAAAACAUCGAUAAAUACCGAUUAUUACUUAAAAUUGACACCACUUCCUGGGGAUAAGCAUAUUUCGUUGAUUUUUUAUGAGAACUUCGUAAAUAAUGUACUCAAAUAAAUUUGAAAAAAUAUAUAUAUUAAGUUGUAAUCUCAAUAGAUGAUUUACUUGUAAACCUCUCGAAAUUUUUUAGUUUAGUAAACACUAUUUGGAAUCGCCUGAAACUAGACCUAAAAUACUUGAAGUAUUUGUAAAAAACCGAAGAAAAAUGCUUUCCCUCUUUGAAUAAUAUGUAUUUCUCCGAAACUAGUCCACAGCAACAUAAAAAACCUGAAAAUCAAGGAACAAGGAAUUCUCAAAUGGGUUCAAUACAAAGAAAACCAAAGCAACCAAAACCAAAAAGUACACAAAGAAGCAAAACUUAAAUGGGUCACAGCCAGAUAAGCAGUCCAACUAAAUAUAAUAAGACAAAACGACAAGCACAACACUUAUGUAAUUCAAAGCACAGUCGAAAGAUGGAGCAGGAGUAACUCUAUAAGGAUUUGAUUUAGUCGUUUAUUGGGUUCAUUUGUUGAGGAGGCCGAGAUUGAAUGCCAAGGUGGAGAACCAUUUUAAUUGAAUUACAUACGCCAGGGACCACAAAAUGUCUUUUUUUUUUCUCUUUUUUAUAUAAACGUGUAAACACAAUAGGAAGUCCUAGCAAAGUUAAUGAUAAAAUUGCAAAUUGCCCAAAAGAGGAGAGUGUUAUUGACCAGAAGGUAGCUAUCAUAUAAUCAUCGAUAUAUCCUUAGCCAGGCACCCAUUAUAUAGGCCCCAUUCCCGAUAUAUAUAUAAAUCCUUAUAUAAACAAGUAUGUCUAACUGAUUUCUUACUUACCACUCACUCUCGGUUCAAUUGUUGUCAGUCAACGAAAAGCUCUGUGAGUCAAUUAUGUAUAUGGAUCAUUUUUAAUCGAUUGUUUUUAACUGAAGAUAUGCCAGAUGACCGAUUAUGACCUACUCUGUAUUGUACUAUAUUGCAUUGAAUACCGCGGAUUGUUGUCGUUGUUGAUUUUAAAUUUUAAAUUGCUCGUACUUAAGUUACCGAUAUUUUUGUACAUUAGUUUAAGGUAGCGCAUAAUAAGUCCCACGAGUCUAGAGUAAAAUCCUAUAUGAAUGUAUAAAUACAUUUUUUUUUCUCCUAAUUGCUAAUUUCGCAAUGUUGACCGAAUACUAAAGAGAAUGUACUUAUAGUGAAAUUAUACGCAAAAAAAUAAUUUAAACUAAACUAAAUGAGAACUAAAGCAAAGCAAAAAUGAAAACAAACUAAGAAAUUAGCACAUGUUAAUGAAGCGCAAAUAAAAGUGAAAUACAAAACGAAUAUGACAACAAACUUGCCUUCGGUUGCAAGUUACUUUGUAGUGUGCCAAAUCUACAUCAUAUCAGCUUUUACUCACCACAAGGUAUGAUGUUGCUGCAAAAUAAUACGAACCCCAAUUCGAACACUAAAUGAAACCACGAAAAACCAAUGCAAGUGAAGCCAAAUCCCCAGCAGGCAAGGUGAAAUUUGAAUGAGAUAUCGAGGCAAGCAGAACUUAUUUGAAUAAAAGAAGAAAAUGUAAAAAAAAA
This is a messenger RNA of Drosophila yakuba, 14385 nucleotides long. RefSeq names its product merozoite surface antigen 2, allelic form 4 (gene Cngl). Gene Ontology annotation, molecular function: monoatomic ion channel activity; protein-containing complex binding. The record is from RefSeq and is a predicted model, not a curated record. NCBI's taxonomy places the organism in Eukaryota, Metazoa, Arthropoda, Insecta, Diptera, Drosophilidae. Gene Ontology annotation, cellular component: membrane. The coding region runs from base 5115 to 10676 and encodes 1853 amino acids. The transcript is spliced from 17 exons. Gene Ontology annotation, biological process: transmembrane transport; monoatomic ion transport.